This is a messenger RNA of Durio zibethinus, 2320 nucleotides long. The record is from RefSeq and is a predicted model, not a curated record. Lineage: Eukaryota; Viridiplantae; Streptophyta; Magnoliopsida; Malvales; Malvaceae.
AAAAAAGAAACCAAAAGAAGACGUCUCAUUUCAUCAGUGAAAUGCGCUUCCAAACGAAACGUAGUGUCCUUCACAUUCCUAAGGAAACUACACCAUAUCAGCAACAUAAAAACACCAGAGAGAAAUUCUAGAAGACAAGACAGAGCAAAGGAUUUCGAGUAGAGAUCAACAAAAGUUCGAAAAAAGAUGGGUUGGGGAUGGGCGAUCUACGAAGGAAUGGUGGUUAUGGGAUCGCUAGUUCUUCUAGGAUGGACAGGUCUUUGGUUCUUAAACCGAAGACUUUACAAAGAGUACGAGGAAAAAAGAGCUUUGGUUCAAAUCAUUUUCAGCAUUGUAUUCGCUUUCUCUUGUAACCUUCUCCAGCUCGUUCUUUUCGAGAUCAUCCCCGUUCUCUCCAGAGAUUUCUUGGAAGAGAAUGUGAGAUGGAAAAGGAGUGUUCUUAGAGUUGAUUUUGAUGGUAUUGGUGUUAAUGCAACUACUGAGCUUAAUCUUCUGUCCAAAGGGGCAAGAUUGGUAAACUGGAAGGUUGAUCUAUUCUGUUUGAUUUUGCUACUAGUUUUCAUGUUGCCUUAUUACCAUUGCUACUUGAUGCUUUGCAACAGUGGUGUGAGGAAGGAGCGGGCUGGAUUGGGAGCUAUUCUAUUCUUGUUGGCCUUUCUCUAUGCUUUUUGGCGCAUGGGCAUUCACUUUCCCAUGCCCUCUCCUGACAAAGGUUUCUUCACAAUGCCUCAAUUGGUCAGUCGAAUUGGUGUUGUUGGAGUAACUGUCAUGGCUGUCCUAUCUGGUUUUGGUGCCGUAAACUUGCCAUACAGCUAUUUGUCACUCUUCAUCAGAGAGAUUGAGGAAUCAGAGAUUAAGGCAUUGGAGAGGCAACUAAUGCAAUCGAUUGAGACUUGUGUUGCAAAGAAAAAAAAAAUCAUUCUUUGUCAAAAGGAGAUGGAACGAGUUCAAGGAUCUGACGAGAACUUAAAGGCCGGAUCCUUCUUCAAAAGGAUUGUAGGCACAGUUGUACGUUCAGUGCAAGAUGAUCAGAAGGAGCAAGAUAUUAGAAUCUUGGAUGCUGAGGUUCAAGGUUUGGAAGAGCUUUCAAAGCAACUAUUCCUGGAAAUCUAUGAGCUCCGGCAAGCUAAGGAGGCUGCUGCUUAUUCGCGAACAUGGAGGGGCCAUUUGCAGAAUUUGCUUGGCUAUGCAGGUUCAGUUUAUUGUGUAUACAAAAUGAUUAAGUCUUUACAAAGUGUUGUUUUCAAGGAGGCUGGUUCAGUUGACCCUGUUACAAUGUCAAUUACCAUAUUGUUGCAGUUUUUUGACAUUGGAAUAGAUGCUGCAUUGCUAUCACAGUAUAUUUCCCUGCUGUUUAUCGGAAUCCUAAUUGCCAUAUCAGUGCGGGGUUUCUUAACUAAUCUAAUGAAGUUUUUCUUUGCAGUUUCCAGAGUUGGUAGUGGAUCUUCCAGCAAUGUUGUCCUUUUCCUUUCAGAAAUUAUGGGAAUGUAUUUCCUUUCUUCAAUUCUUCUGAUACGAAAAAGUUUGAGGAAUGAAUACAGGUUGAUUAUAACGGAUGUUUUGGGUGGAGAUAUUCAGUUUGACUUCUACCACCGAUGGUUUGAUGCAAUUUUUGUGGCCAGUGCAUUCCUUUCUCUGCUUUUGCUUUCUGCACAUUAUACAUCUCGCCAGGCUGACAAACAUCCUAUUGAUUGAUGUAUUAUCAUAUGUGCCACAACAAAGCGUUAUUAUACAAUCUCAAUUCAGUUUCGAGCCUAAAACCAGUUGAUAACCACCAAUUUUUCCCAUCAAAAACCAUAAACAGCUGUCGAAGAGAAAGAUGGCUUGUGCUGUAGAGAGGGAAAAGCACUUCAAGUUUCUUUUUAGAGAGAGAAUGAUCUGGUAGGGGAGAGGGUGCUUUAACUUGCAAGGAAGGAAACAGGACUACCAUGAAUGAUGGUGCCAUGAGAAAGAGUUGGUUUCCAUUGCCAUGCUAAACAGCUCUAGAUCUAUCUUUAAGAUAAGCAUUGUGUGGUGUUGCUGUUCAAGAAUGCAAAAGCCUCAAAUUUUAAGAAAAUUAAAAUGCUGGCUAGUAUAUUAUUUACAACUUUUUUUCAGGAUACCUACAUUAGAUUCAACAAAAAUUUCUUAGAUAUGUUGUAUAUACUACUGCAAAGCUGAAUCAAAGUAAAUUUAUUCAUCUAGUUUCUUGUUUAAACAAUGAAGGGAUUGUAACAAGAUGGUAACAGUUAGCCAACCAUCGUUUGCUCACCAUCGCCACAUUUGCUGUUAGUUGAUAGUUGCAUGGUUUUACCGCUUCAUGCAUGUUAUUUUUCCAUCU